Messenger RNA from Lotus japonicus, 2043 nucleotides. RefSeq names its product flocculation protein FLO11-like. NCBI's taxonomy places the organism in Eukaryota, Viridiplantae, Streptophyta, Magnoliopsida, Fabales, Fabaceae. The record is from RefSeq and is a predicted model, not a curated record. The transcript is spliced from 2 exons. Bases 1 to 2043 code for a protein of 680 amino acids.
AUGAGGAAGCUUGUCAAUUUUGCUAUUUAUGACAACUGGAGCAUGGAUAGGACCAAGUAUGCUAUAAAGGAUCUGAAGCCCAAGAUGAAGAUCUGGCAGAAGAUUUUCAUUUCCUGCAUCCAUCCCAGAACAGGCGGAACUGAUUACCUCAAUGCAACUCAGAAGGUAAUCAUGUACUACAUUUCUAGGGGUGAGCAUGUAUGUCUGUCAUUUCUGCUUUUCAACUAUCUUAAGGAAUGUGUUGAGAAGUCAAGAACUACUGGAGGUGAGAACAAGAGGUCUAUUUCUUACAUUCCUUAUGGAAGGUUACUCUCAGAUAUCUUCACUCAGAAUCGACUGGUCAAGGCUCUUUUUGAUCUGGGACUUCAUGAUGAUUUGGCUAUGACCAUUGGAGAUCCUCCCAAUGGGACUAAGCUGAAGAGAAUGCAGAUUAUUGAGAAAGUUCAGAUUGAACCUAAAGAAGACACAUCUGAAGAGAUCCGUCAGAAGAACUACCCUGUUAAUGACUUUCCUCUAUGGUCUAAAAAGGACAAUCCAGCAUGCAUUAUGGAGUAUGUGAGGAUGCUCAGAAGAGAAGGAGAUUCUAUCACCCUUGAAGAAUUUGUCACAAACCUUCCUGACAGUCCUCCUGAAAUGCCAACAAGAAGAGCCAAGAGAACAAUCAGCAAGCCUUCAGAUCCCAAAGGCAAAGGGAUUCUGAUAGAGAAGACCAAGAAAACAAAAGCAGCAUCAAAGUCUGUAGUAAUCAGGGAACCAGUUCCAGAACCCUCUCCUGAAAGAACUCCAGAAGAGUCAUAUGAGGAAACUCAAUCUGAUGAUUCUGAAAGCUCUAUGGAUUCUUCCUCAGGAAACCAAGAAGAAGAAGUUCCACCUAGAAAGAAUGUCAAGAUGAAAGCAAUUAUUGAAGAAUCAUCUGAUGAGGAAACCGAAGAAAAUGUUCCUCUGGUAAAAAGGCAAAGAAUUCAAACAGCUCAAGUUGAAGAAGAAGUUGAGCAGGAUGACUGUGAGAUCAUUGAAAAUGUGCUCCAAGUCAUAAGGGAAUCAGCAGAAGCUGAAGAAUCCACUGAUUCAGAUGUCGAGCCCAUAGGCAAGAGGUUGAAACUGCCUCUGAAGGGUCCACUUCAGAAGAAGGAGUCAGGACCAAAGCAAACAUCUGAAAAGAUCUCAGAAGUACAAAGAGAAAGGAGAUCAAAGACAGCUUCAGAUCCUGCAAGGACUGCCAGACCCACCAGAUCUAUCCCUUUCAGAGAAUCAAGUAAGGAACUUACUAAAAGCAUUAAUUUAGAUUCUGCUUUAGUAGUUAUUCCUGAGCAACCUGAGCCUAUAUCUACAUCUUUGCCAACAUCAACCCAAACAGCUCCCACUCAAACAGAACCUCAAACACAAGCCUUUUCUCAAGCUGAAACACAAGUCCCCCAAUCAAACAUCCAAACAGCUACCACUGCCAUUCCAUCCAUCCAUAUUCAAACCUUUUCCACAUCCACCACAACUGAACCUAUACCUACCUUCAAUUCUUUCAUUCAAGGUAUCGUUCAAAGUGAGGCUACCCCGAGAAAUUUGGUUCAACACUUCUCUCCCAAGCCUCCAUCCACUUCAAAGACCCUCCUGAUAACUCAAACUGAUCAACUCCAAGAUGUUGCUGAAACUUCCUAUGUAUCCUUGUCAAAUUAUUCUGCAGUAAACUCACGAGAUCUGAGUUUUACCUCACCUGAGAAGACUGCUACCUCCAGGCAAAGGCAAGUGACGAUCUCUGAAGCUGAGCAUAUGGAUGAAUCUGACCAUUCAGGAAUAGAGAAGAACCAUGUGAUUGAUUCUACUCCUUCAGGACAAACCAGAACUCAUAGUUCCAAUGCUUCAAGCUCAAAUGCAACCAGAACUCCUCAGGCUAUCCUGACCUUGGCAACCUCCUUCCGACCUCAAAAUCUCAUUCAACUCAUUCAGGAGUUCUCUGAAGAGGCAACCAGGAGAUUGCAAUGGUUAUAUCAGGUAACUGAUAAUCAGUUUGAUGCUUCAUUUGUUGAUGGUCUGUGGUCUGCCUUCUGA